AUGGAAAUUAUUCCCGGUAAACUACCUGGUUCUACACUUUUUUUUUAUAAUGGUUACAUAUAUUUGGAGGACAAGCAAUGUAAAAAAGUCGCUGGAUGUUCUUCGAGAAAAUCAGGAUGCAAGGCUACGCUGCAUUUCACCGAAGACAUUUCUAACAUUGGCGACGUUAGAGAUUUGCAUGAGGGCAUCGAUUUCAGAGUGAAAAAAGAGCAUACCGAUUUACCAGACGUUGACUGCAACGUCUGGAAAACUUUGUGUGAAGCAAUGAAGGAAAAGGCCACGGCGACAACAGAGCGGCUGAAGGAUAUUUUUGAUUCAACUUCGUUGGUUUGUCCCGAAGUUAGUUCAAAACACUCAUUCCAUUCAGUGAGGAGUAUUUUAUCAAGAACUCGAAUGAAAAGCCGGCCGAAGAUACCGGACACUCUUGAUGAGAUGGGGAAGUUGUUAAAAAGUAACCUUUUUUUAAAAGGCCACGUUACAUCUAGCUCCAAUAAAACCGGCCUUAUAUUUUCCACUGACAUUUUACUCGUUGGUUUUUCUGAGUGCAGCGAAAUAUUCAUGGAUAGCACGUUUUCGCGCACUGCAGUAAAACCAAAAAUGGAACAAAUAUACACCAUCCAUUAUAAACUGAAAGGAACGUAUAUUGCUGCCAUGAUGGUAUUAACAGAGAAUAGAGACACAUCAAUGUAUAAUGCUAUAUUUAAAUGGAUUACUAAUGAGUUUCCUGAUUUAAAAAAUAAAAAAAUUCACAUCAUGAGUGACUUUGAAAAAGCUACGGUCAAAGCACUUAGAAAUAAUUUUCACGGGGCCCAAAUUCAUGGAUGCUACUUUCAUUUUGUACAGGCUGUAAUAAAAAAAUGGCAGGCGAUGAAAUUGAAAACCCCUGAUUCAUUCUUAAGUUUGGUGCUCAAUGUUCCUCUCCUACCUCCUGAUAAUUUUGAUGACGCCGAAAAAAUUUUAAAAAUUGAAAUAGAAAAAAUUAAAAACAUCGAUAUUAAUAUUCUUAUAUUUCUUGAUUAUCUAAAAAAUACUUGGCAAUGUUAUCCAGAUCAUGUAAGUGUUUUUAAUGCACCUACAAACACCAAUGACGGCCCAGAAAACUUUAAUAGAUACAGCAAUGAAAUUAUUGGUGAAAAACAUCCGGAAUUUUGGACGCUCUUAGAUUUCAGAUAAAAAAAAAAGUAACAAGACUAAUAGCGGUUCACCUGCCAAUAGCGGACCACUAAUUAUUUCAUGCAAUCAAUAAAAAAAAAUGACAAGUAUAAUAUUUUACAAGAAUUAUAUUUUUUUUCAAUUUGUAUAUAUUAAAAUACAUAUAAACAUUGUUAUAACAUUUAUACAAAUGAAAAAAAAAUAUAUAUAUAUACAUAAGACUUUCCGGUUCAUUAUAGACGCGAUAAAUGAAAUAAGUCGAUAAUGGUGGUUAUGUCCUUAAUCCAAUUAAAUUUUAUUAAUAAAUAU
Microplitis mediator is the source of this 1461-nucleotide messenger RNA. RefSeq lists its product as uncharacterized. The coding region runs from base 1 to 1173 and encodes 390 amino acids. The transcript has 6 exons. The record is from RefSeq and is a predicted model, not a curated record. NCBI's taxonomy places the organism in Eukaryota, Metazoa, Arthropoda, Insecta, Hymenoptera, Braconidae.